This is a messenger RNA of Cinara cedri, 4955 nucleotides long. The record is from the annotation of a GenBank genome assembly. NCBI's taxonomy places the organism in Eukaryota, Metazoa, Arthropoda, Insecta, Hemiptera, Aphididae.
AUGCCUUGUUACCUGCAGAUUUGCGUUGCGUGGAUAGAGGAACUGGACGUAUACUUUUCGGGUUUCGGGCUGGUUUUCCCGUUCCUCGGAGCAGAACGUUUCGCGUGGCGGUUCUGUUGUUACGGGCGGUCGCUUCAGAGGAGAUCGAGUGGUCUUGAUUCGGUACGUUCCGGAGGGCGUGCAGAUUAUUCGAGAAUGCGUGGAGUUUCGUAUAUCUUGCGAAACGUAUUCAAAGAGAGUUAAACUAUUCUUUCUGGGAUACCGGCUCUAUAUUCUUAAUGAACUCCUACCGUACCUUACACUUGCACUGGUGAUUUUCGUUCUGCUAUAACUUUUAAAUAAUAUGUUUAAUACAGUUCUUCCAGAUACUUCUGACGAUAUGAUCGGAUAGGUUUAUUAGGUUUAUGAUCGAGGACAGCACUCCUUUUGAACCUUUAGAUUAUACGAUGACUUCGGUAAUAGUAUUAUAUUUGUUGAAUUUUUAACGAUUGUACAUGCGAACACCUUGUAUUUUCUGGUUGUUCAAUGGUAUUAGCUUUGAAGUAAUUAGUUUUUCUCGUUUUACUAAGUGAAAUAAAUGUGUACAUCGUUUGACAUGUGAACGUGUAUUUAAUAUGUGUAUGAGAGCACCGAGCCCAUCAGACCAACAGUGGUGCGUAUUAAGCUGUCGUUUCAGAUGGAAUUCGCUCGCCGUGUGCACUCUCCGGUGAACGUACCUUUUCGAGAAUAGUGUCGGUUGUCGGGACACCCCGUGAAAAUGUAGCAAAAGGGCGACCUGUACAUUUUAUUCACGCCACGAAUUCGUUUAACGCCGGGUAAUUUACUGAGAUUUUAAUAUGUAUAUUUGCGACCCUAAGGAACAUAAAUCUCGAAAGAAACGCUUUAUUAUUGUUUAUUUGUAAUUUCGUUUUGUUUGACAGAGGACAUAUUUUCGUCCGUCCUCCGGUUUCCGCUCGAACGAUACUCGUUCAACGUGCCCGCAGACACAUGCGAUAUAAUAUAUAAUUAAUAAUAGUAUCAUAACAUUAUUUUGUAGCGUACGAAAACGUUGUUUUUGGUUUGUUCACGGGCAUUUCAAAUACAAUAGAACCAACUGGCACGAUAUUACAUUAUAAAACGACCGGAAAAUCGUGACUUGGAAUAUUAACGCAGUCGGGUUUCACCUCACCUCAUUCCGAAACCCGUUGAAGAAGAAGAAGAAAAAAAAAAUAUAACAGAAUCGACCUUCGUUGCCCAUCUGCUUUCGUUAUAAUAUUAUCUCAGAAUAAUUCUUCGUACUUUCCGAAUACGAAUCAAUGUAACGACACGCAUUUAUGCGUAUUUACAUAAAUAAUAUUAUAACAACAGGACGGUUUGCCUCUACCAUAAGUAUUUCAUUGGGAAAAGAACUCGGGGAGGGGGGGAUUUACGUGAAAAACAAACCAGCCACUCUUUGGAUGCUCAGGACUUCGUUCUCGCGUAGAAAAAAAUAACACAAUAUCUUGGGACGUUUUACCCGUUAAGUGGUUCACCCGACGAUGAUGGCGGUGGUUACAAAUAAAAAUAAUAAUACGCGGUCGGUCGGUGUGCUGGGGGUGAUAGGUGAAAGUAGAAAAAGAAAUAACGUGGGAACAGGUGUGAUGUGGCCACGGGGGUGGCAGUAGUGUGGAUUUACGACACGACAAAAAAACGUACCUACGUAAAAAAAAAAAAAAAAGGGAGUAACGUGAAAUACUCUGCGGUCGAUUUUAAACGUAGGGCGAUUGAUCCGCGGGAAAACUACAAAACAAACAGCACUCUUUAUCAUAUGUGGGGGCGUUACACGGGUUUUCGAGUGAACCAAUUUUUCCAUCCGUAUGAACGGAGAUAAAUCACGAUUAUUGUUAUUAAGGUAUUUAUUUCAGUGGCGUAUAACUUAAAAGAAGAUAUUUUAUUUAUUUUUUAGUUUGAAUGAGGGAGUUGGUGAAGACGAUAAAAUAACUUUCACUGUGGUAAUUAGUAAUAACAAACGAUAAUAUAUGUGUCUAUAAUACGAGUAGUUGAUAACAAUUUGCAUUCGUUACAAGUCCCGGAUUGUUGCGUAUAUUAUCAUCAUCAUAUUAUUAUAUCGUUAUCAAAAAAAAAAAAACAAUAAUUUUUUAACAAUUCAAUCCGAAUCAUUAUAUACUCACAAACAAAAUAAACAAUAAAAUACAUUAAUUACAAAAAAAAAAAAAAAAACUCGAUACAAGUAGGAUUAACUAAUUUUGCUUUUAAAUAGUUAAUCCCAAAAUCUUCGGAUACCGAGAUUUUAAUGCUUUCGCUACUUUUCGGCACGUCACCGCCGUAGUUAAUGCGGAUAAGUACCUAUAGAAUGUAUUAACAAAAUGCAAUAUUUCCCCUGUGUGACUUUUAAAUGCAUUUUAAUUAUCAAAACGGAAUCUUGUUGACCAGAGUAAAGUCUGCGCAUAGACUUCAUAAGUACCGAUACCAUAUAUAUAUAUAUAUAUUAUUAAAUUCGUUUUCAACCGAUUCGGGUGCAAAUUUACAAUCUAAUAAACUGCACUAUAAUAUAGAACGUUGCAGCACAUUGCAGAGGGUCCACUCGCUCCAUCACUCACAUCUUUUUAGAACUCGUACAAACGUUUAUUUUAAUAUUUCGAUUACAGCCAAUAAAUAUUCGUUCGUUCAAACUGAGUAUACAUAAAACAUUACAUAAUAUUAUUAUGUAUAUGAAUACUGAAAUAAUAUCGUUUCGUUUAUUAAAUAAAUACAGAGCGUCUCACGGUGAUAUCGUUAUUGCGAUAUCUCGGAAAGUAUUAACUUUUUUCAACACUAUAUUUUUUUUGACAAUUUGAAAAACUAGCAGCUCUAAAAUGUUGCUUUACAGUUGUUUUCAACGGCGAAUCGAUUAUUUAAUUUUGAUUCAUGUAGUUACAUACGUUGAAAAUUAGAACCAUACCCGUUGGCGGGAUAUUUCGCUUUUAAGUUUGGGUGUAGGGGGAGAGUAUUGGAGCACCAUUUGUGUGGUAACACAGCGCACCGAGUUUGAAUAGUGUUCUGCUUCGCUAUACUCCCUUUGUGCAUACUCAAAAGCGGAAUAUUCAUUGACGGAAAUAAAAAACGUCAACGCCAAAAUUUAUUUUGACUUAUAAUGCGUCUAUUUAUAAAAUGUUUAUAAUAUAGAUCGCUAUUUGAAAAUUAAAAGUAAUUAGUCCGGUUCACUAUCAUAAAUAAAGGUGAAGACAAAAAAAAAAAAUAAUGUUAAUAUACAAUGUGAGAACAACUUGUUUCUUAAAUAUUCUAAAACAAGAAUUACGAAACAAGUUAAUAUUUUCCAAGGGAUACCCUGUACAAAAAAAUACAAAUAUACAAAUUUGAAAUGUCGACAGUAGUACAUAAUAUUGAACAAAUAUGCAUUAGGAUAGUAAAAAUUCACUUAAACACAUAAAUAAUUUUGUGAAAUGUAUCAUACGAUUUAGUAGUUAUGGUUUUUAUACCACAUUUAAACGAAUUUUGACAAAACGAUACCUUAUUAUAGUACAUAAAACUGCCGGAAAUAAAAUUGUUGUUUGUAUAGGUAUUUUGAAUAAUUUAUUAAAACUUGUGUGCCAAAAAAAAAAAAAAAAACAGAGAAACACGUGUGUUUAAUUAAAUCAUUAACCUUUUUGCAUGAUGUUUACUCUUCUCGUUAAGGGUUGUAGAUUUUCGGACGAUGAAGUUCAUUUGUUUUUUUUUUUCAAACGACCUUGUGGUGUUGAAAAAGGACACCUGAACAUCGAAUGAUAACAAAAAAAAAAAAAACUAAAGUAUUAAAAUUGUGUGCGAAACACAAACUUUAACAUUGAAGAAUUUUAUAAAAAAGGGUUGAAAACUUUCGAGUGGAUUAUACUUUAUAAUAAACAUAAUAUUAUUAUUAUACCUUCACCUAUAUAGAACGAUAUUAUUUUGUAUAAAAAGUACUUAUUUUUUCUGCUGUGUAUUUGCUUAUAUUCGAAUUUUAUUUAAUUACUGCGUGAUUUUUCGACCACAGAAAAAAUUUUAAUACAAUUUAAAUUUAAAUAUUAAGGGACUUUUUAUUUUUAGACUCCGAGUGUAGUGAAGAAGCAGUUUUCAGUUUUAUAGGGACGUCUUAUUCUUUAGAUUAUACAUUUUUUGUUAAUUAAAAUUGUUCCCAUUAUAGUGCCUUGACCCUUAUUUUCGGUAUAUCAAAUCAUUGUAAUAUUUGUUUAAAUCAGUUAGAUAUUGGAGAUGUUAUUGCGAAAAAUCCGCAUCCGAUGUUUUUCAAAUUUGAAAAAAAAAACACGAUCCCCACUAAUAUAAACAUUCGGUUCUAUAUAAUCUUACCUUUUUAAUUGUUCUUAACAUGCAUUACAUUAUAUCGACAAACUAAACUAGAAUCGAUCAGAUUAUUUCAUUUUCCUAUUUCCCUCAACCGUGUCGCGAACCCUUUUCAUCUGUAAAAUAGUAAACAUAUUAUUUCGUGUUAUAGACUACAGAUAUUUUUAACCCGUAUAAUUUUUGGGCCCCACAACAAGCUGCUAAUUACUUUCGCCUCAGAAUAGAUGGACAAAGGUAAUUUUUUUAAUAAUUGCGUCGUAUGCAUUUUGUUUUCCUUUAUCUUCUAUUCAUUUAAAUGUUAUAAGGGUAUGUAUAUUCGAGAACACAAUACGUUACAUCGGAAAUUAAAAUAUCUUAUGUUCAAAUUAUGUACUUUUUGUUUGACAAAUAAGACAUUAGUCAUACAAUUAUAUGAGUUUAGUUAUUAGGAACGCGUAUAUUUAGGUUAGCCCAUUAUGCAAUUUAGUCAAUUAACAAUUAUUUUUUUCAGACUCUCUUUUAUGUGGAUUAAAUUUCGAAAAUCCUGGUUUAAGGCACACGUGUAUCCGUUUCUAUGGAACAUUUCUAGACCUCAAGGUGCGAUUACAGAUUCUUCUAUGGAUCACACGUACAGCCAGAUGAAAAUCAUAACAAUACUUCAUCUUGUCAACAUAUAA